Messenger RNA from Coffea eugenioides, 3155 nucleotides. Its product is annotated as probable protein S-acyltransferase 19. Gene Ontology annotation, molecular function: protein-cysteine S-palmitoyltransferase activity. Lineage: Eukaryota; Viridiplantae; Streptophyta; Magnoliopsida; Gentianales; Rubiaceae. Gene Ontology annotation, biological process: peptidyl-L-cysteine S-palmitoylation; protein targeting to membrane. Bases 570 to 2777 code for a protein of 735 amino acids. Gene Ontology annotation, cellular component: Golgi apparatus; endoplasmic reticulum. The transcript has 13 exons. The record is from RefSeq and is a predicted model, not a curated record.
UGUCCAGUGGUCUCCAGUCCACCAUCACACUCCGGUCCGGUGUGUACGAAUUUCCCGAAUAACGACAAACAAUACUACGAAAAAGAAAAGAAAAAAAAAAGGUACUAAUUUUGAGUUUCGACUUCGGCUUCACUUCCAUCAGUUCUAGGUGGGCAGCGGGGGAGAAACAAUUCAGAUUUCAUUGAUUCCCCUGGUAGACAGUCGGCGAUGAAAGUAGUUUGACUUAGUUGUUGAUCUUCUCAUUGCUGUCUGCACGCUGGGAUGAUAGAGAAUAUAUUGAGGAUCCAAACAACGUGAAGCCUGAGGUAUUGUGUUCCCACACGAACUUGAUUUAUUUAUUUAUUCAUCUACAAGUACUGCACGUGAACUCAAUACAUUUUGAAUUUUCUUGGCACUGUUGGGAUAUGACUCAAUUCCCCAAGAAGAUAAAGAAUCCUAUCUACAAAGGGAAGUGGAAGAUUCCUUGGGUUCGAAAUCCAGCUUCUUAGUUUUGGGUACAGUCUGCUUGAUGGAAUACAAGGUGUCAUAGGAGACCUGCAUUCAAGUUCAAGCUUGGGCAAGUAGUGAUCAUGGUGAGGGAACAUGGAUGGCAGUUACCGGCACACACCUUUCAGGUGGUUGCUAUUACAGUAUAUUGCUUAUUAGUGGUUGCAUUUUUCGCUUUUUUUGCUCCUUUCCUCGGACGCAAUAUUUGGGAGUAUGCAUUGGUUGCUGGUUAUUCUCCUGUGGCGACACUUGUAUUUGUUCUUUAUGUUCGGUGUACUGCAAUUAAUCCUGCAGAUCCUGGCAUCAUGGCUAAAUUUAAUUCUGAGCCAAGAAAUAAAAUCAGCAUAAGCAAUGGGCUAUCUGCUCAGGAUUUACCUCAAAAAUUCGAUGAACAUAGUGUUGGGGCUCGUUCUUCUGUAUCAUCACCUUCAAGAAGUUCCGUUCCUGCAGCUAACUCCAGUAAGAGAGCUUCAUUAGAAGCUGGGAGUACUAACAUGCAAGUUACAUCUCCAACUGCGAAGUCAUCUUGUUGGCAUCCUGGGAAAAUCUUUUGUGCAGUGUUUGUACAUGAAGAUUGCUGUAAUCAGGAUGGCAUAGAUGAUCCAGAAGGUGCAGGCGAAGAUGCCUUGUUUUGCACAUUGUGCAAUGCUGAGGUACGCAAAUUCAGUAAACACUGCAGAAGUUGUGAUAAAUGCGUUGAUGGAUUUGAUCAUCAUUGUCGGUGGCUCAAUAACUGCGUUGGUCGAAAAAACUAUGUAACUUUUAUAGCACUAAUGGCCCUGAGUCUCUUUUGGCUUGUUAUUGAGGCUUCGGUGGGGAUUGCGGUUUUAGUGCGUUGUUUUGUUAACAAGAAGAACAUGGAGGCUGAAAUAGUUGAUAGACUUGGAAAUGGUUUCUCUCGUGCCCCAUUUGCCACUGUUGUGGCAGUGUGUACAGCUGUUUCCAUCCUUGCUUGUGUACCCUUGGGCGAGCUUUUCUUCUUCCACAUGAUACUGAUUAGAAAGGGUAUUACGACUUAUGAAUAUGUCGUGGCAAUGAGGGCUAUGAGUGAGGCACCGGCUGGGCCAUCUAUGGACGAGGAUCUGCCAAAUAUUAUGUACUCGCCAACGGGUUCUGCUACUACAGGAUUAAGUGGUGGAAGUUCUUUGGGCUUGCAAUACAAAGGUGCAUGGUGCACCCCUCCAAGGGUGUUCGUUGAUUAUCAGGAAGAAGUAGCACCUCAAUUAGAACCUGGAAUGGUUCCGUCAACAAUUGAUCCAGAUGCAGCUGCAUUUGGAGAAAAGGGAAACAAAGUACCAAAACGAUCUGUUCGGAUCAGUGCUUGGAAACUUGCAAAAUUAGAUUCCAGUGAGGCUGUGAAAGCAGCAGCGAAAGCCAGGGCAUCUUCAUCUGUAUUGCGUCCUGUUGAUAACCGUCGCCUGCCAGAUGCUGAAAUGAGCUCAAGUGGAAAUCUGAGCAUUAGUAGCAGUAUGAGCACUGACACUGUAGGAAAUAAGGAUAACAAAAAUGAACUGAGACUUUCUCCUUUGCAAAACUCAGUUGCUCCCAGUCAAGGUAGCAAGGAUGAGUAUGAAACUGGCACGCAUAGUGUGAGUAGCUUUAGUAGUCCAAGCCAUGUCCACGACUCCGUGACACUAAGCCCUCUUCCCCAAGCUCAUGGUUUAGGACAGGUUAAUGCAUCUAGUUCUACACUUGGCCUCGUCCCCAAGCAGCCUCUAGCCCCAAGAGUUGCUUUCGCACGGAUUGCUGACCCAGCGCUCCAUCCUCCAUCUGGCACUGAUGUAAAGAUCAAUCAGAAGGUUAGUGCUUCUGACCCAUUAUUGCUUUCAGCUGCAGCGCCUGCAACUUCACUACUACGAGAUAUUAAGAGGACAUCGGUUGUUUGGGACCAAGAAGCUGGUAGAUAUGUUUCUGUCCCAGUGUCAGCUUCAGAUGCACGUAGUAGAUCAUUUGUUCCUGGAGUGUCAAACACAAAUGCAGGAUUAAAAAAUAAUGACAAGCAGCCUGUUGCUGACCCACAGGAAUCUUCACAGCUUACAAAUCUUCCAAUCCAACAGUCAGAGAGGUUGCUUUAUGCUGGGGAGUCCAUAUUUUUUGGUGGGCCACUUCUAAGUGGUCCAAUUAGGGAUGGUUUGAAGAGUGAGAGAGGCUUAGGGGCAAGAGAUGGACAGGAUAGGCUUCCAAUCAUCAUGCCCAAAGACACUAGAUAUAAAAGGGACUCUGUCUCAAACCAGUUGCCUGUUUUCAUUCCAGGAGAUUUUGACUCUAUUCCGUCAUCAGGGUUGAAGUAGGAUCUCAUAUGAACUAUUUGCAUAGUUUAUAUCUCCCUAUGCCCACGAUGGUCUAAUAUAGGGAAGUUGGAGAAACCGCCAAAAGAACUGCUCCCUCGUUCAACCUGGAACCUUGUUGUCGAUAGUAGUGAUUCUUGUAACCAAUGGCGAGGUUCUAGUGGUUUCUCCUUGUAUGGAUUUUCCCAUAUUAACACUACAGAGGGUACAUUUGUAGGAUAAAGUCAUCCAAUUCCCACGAGCAGUGAAUCAUUUUGCUUGUAAUUAAGAAUGAUUUGAGGGUUAUAGGAUUAGGUCGAGCAAAAGGUUUACCUUGUCUCGCUGUAACUGUUUGUUGAUACAUUCCAAUUCUUAUGCCAACAAAAAUGUUUCAGGUAGCAA